This is a messenger RNA of Trematosphaeria pertusa, 1877 nucleotides long. RefSeq lists its product as uncharacterized. The record is from RefSeq and is a predicted model, not a curated record. Bases 85 to 1389 code for a protein of 434 amino acids. Lineage: Eukaryota; Fungi; Ascomycota; Dothideomycetes; Pleosporales; Trematosphaeriaceae. Gene Ontology annotation, molecular function: DNA binding. The transcript has a single exon.
CCUCGUCUCUCCAUCUUGACACCCUAUCAUCAACCAUUGCGACACAGCGCUCUCUUGCGCCUAAAAACACAUCGAUUAUUCGCAAUGCCACCAAAAGCAUCCUCCACCACGCAGCGCGGCCGCAGUCGCCCAAAGAGGGCUGCCGCAGCUCCAGCUCCUGCGCCCGUCGCAAACGACACCCCGAAGAGACGUGGACGCGCUGCGAAAGCCGCCGAACCGGUCGAGCCCGAGCCGCAGCCUAAGAGGCGCGGCCGCCCUGCAAAGGCGCCUGUCGAAGAGCCCGCUGCUCCAGUUGAGGAGCCCGAGCCUCGCAGCCGCCGCGGUCGCGCUCGCAAGGAACCUGAGCCGGUCGAGGAGGCGCCCGCCCCAAAGAAGCGCGGCGGACGCCGUCGCAAAAACGACGUUGCCGUCGUAGAAGCCCCUGCCACACCCUCAAAGCGUAGAGGCCGUCAACCGAAGAACGCCGCCCUCGACCUCGGUCGCGUCGCCGGCUCACCGCGCGUCACCAAGCGCUCAUCCCCACGCACCAAGUCCACCACUAAGGUCGCUGCGCCUGCUCCCCGUAUCGAUCCGCGCAUUCGCUCCAAGCUUCGCACCCGCCUUCCACCUGCCCAGAAGGCCACUGCACCCGUGAAGGAGGAGCCGAAGAAGCCCGGCAGACCGGCCAAGAAAGCUGCCGCUGCUGCACCUACCGCGAAGAAGACAGCCGAUCGUAAGACGAAGGGUGGCCGCGUCACCAAAGAUGCUGCCAAGUCGGCUGCUGCCCAGCCGGCCGCGAAGCCGCGCAAGAAACGAGGCUACACACUCAUCGAGGUGCCCGACAAGUAUGCCAAGCGAAUGAAGGAGCUCUUGCAAAACCUCAUCGACGAAGAUGCUCAGCCUGAGGCAGUAGCUGAAGAGGCUAAAGAGGAGGAUGUCGUCAUGGCCGAGAACGAGAGCAUCAAUGGCGAAGAGGUCGAGGUCCUGGAGCAACUCCAGGAGGAGUUAGAUGAAGACGUCGGCGGCGGAGCGCAGGAGCUUCUGACCGAGCAAGCACAAGAGUUGGCUAAGGCUACGGAGGAUAAUCGGGACGACCAGGACGAGAACGACGUAGAGGAGGUCCAAGAUGAGACCGUUGAGGUCGUUCAAGACGUCGAGAUGGAGGUCGAGGUUCAGGGGGAGGCCGAGGACGAAGUCCAGCAAGCUGAGGAGGCUGUUACUGAAGAACUUCAGAUCCAGCAAGAGGUUAUCGAGGAGGUUACUGAGGUUCUUGAGAAGCCGACAGAGGAGCCUGAUUCCCUGUUCGACGACAUUGGGGAUGCUGGCCUCGCUCCUGCUCUCGGUCCGGCCCUCGCACCCAUCGAUGUUCCCAUCGCCCAGAUGCUUCCCACUAUCUCAUCGAGCACCUAGUGCUCGUUUGCUUACCACAUCGGCGGCAUCUCACGCAGCGUAUUCCUUGCGCGUACUCAUCGCCCUGCUGCAAGAUUGUAUAAUACGGACCCUUUCGGUCCAUUAGAGCAUCGGCGUUCAGGCUUUCGACACAUGAUUUACCCUGGCACGCUGGAACUCACGAGGAACAUUUGCGCGGAAUUUACGCUGGCUGGCAACCGCGAAGUUGGAUCUGCUAUCGGCGUUUGGAUGUAUGGAAGGAUCACGCGACCUACCAUCCAUCUUUACCACGAACCGCUCAUGGAAUUAUCCGAGAGCCACAGGUUCCGCUGCUUUCUUUGUGCGUUGCGACUACGCGCGCACUCUCAGCAUGCCGGUUUCUUCAACGGCUUAUGUACAUGAACAACUGGGGCAAAUGGCUUUUCUUAAUGGCGUUUCUAGGCCUUCUUUCCGGCCCUGUCCAUAGCAUUGCACUGUACGAUAAGCAAUGAUGAUUGAGUACAUUCACG